UGGACCAAGCAAACAUUAGAAAAUCGAAAUACCAAACACAACCAUAUUGUUCAACUCGGGGCUGAGCAGUAGCGGAUGUAGCCAACAAGCUAUGAGUUCAAGUGCAUGAACCCAAAUUUUAACAUGAAGCUUAGAUAUAGACAUAAAUAUUCAUCAAAAUUUCAAUAAAGUCUGAAACCAUAUAAUCUUAACGUGCAAUGGGUUCAGCCGUAAGACCACAUAGUAUGGGUGAUUGUCAUCUUUAAUUACUUUUUAAAUGACUUGAUCAAAAAAUUUAUAUUGUUAAUACGUGGAUAUUGGACCUCUUAUUUCUCUAGAAAUAUUUUGGCCUUAACAUAAAUUUAUAUGCAAGUAAAUAUAUAGAGAACUUUUAUUAUUCCUAUUAUUAAACUUAUUUUUCACAUUUGUUUUUAUUUGGUAUGGUUAUUAUAGUACAUAAAAGUUAAACCCGUGAACUGAAUUAUUUCUUGUUUUUGCUUAUACAAAAAGCUUCGUUGAGUGCUUCAUCCUUAACUAUUUUUUUUUUUUUGCUAAUGAAAGGAAAUUUCAUAACUGAAAGGAAAGACGGAAAGUAAAUAGUUUUUGCGCUAAUUACAUGGGAAGGAUCUGAAUGAUACCAUCCCUAAAGAGUCAUUGGUUAGCAGCUGCAUAAAAAUAGAAGGGGGAUAAUCCCAAAGUAAUCAUUCUCCCAAGUUCUGUUCCUCAGCUUUCAGUCCAAACUUUGCGAGUUCAGUCAUUGGGAAAACUCAUGUUUUGUUAUGUUGCAGCUUCAUGCUGAUGUAUGGGAUUAUCCAGUUAUGCCUCCUUUUCCUGGAUCUAGCUCAUCGAAUCCUCAGAAUGCAUCUGGAUUUUCUAGUGCUGAAGCGGAUUGGAUGCAGAACAAUAUGAGAAAUAGCAUUCCUGAGAAAUAUUUUGAUGUUCACCCUGGGGAAGAGCUGAUUGACAAUUUAGUGAAGGAAGUAAUGAGCAAGCCAUGGUUACCUCUACCCUUAGGCCUAAAACCACCUCCCAUCGACACAAUACUACACGAGCUUCAACCAAUAAAUGGGCUCCAUUAUCGUUGCUGACAUGGCAACUUUUUCCUACUGUCACUAAUAUUUAUACGUUCAUGUGAGUUCAUUAAAAAGUUUAAACAUCAGUAUAAUCCUCUUUGAUAUGUUUUUUUUAUUUUUUAUUUUUA
Messenger RNA from Lycium ferocissimum, 1180 nucleotides. Its product is annotated as transcription activator GLK2-like. Gene Ontology annotation, cellular component: nucleus. NCBI's taxonomy places the organism in Eukaryota, Viridiplantae, Streptophyta, Magnoliopsida, Solanales, Solanaceae. The transcript has 3 exons. Gene Ontology annotation, biological process: positive regulation of DNA-templated transcription. Gene Ontology annotation, molecular function: DNA-binding transcription factor activity; transcription cis-regulatory region binding. Bases 759 to 1067 code for a protein of 102 amino acids. The record is from RefSeq and is a predicted model, not a curated record.